Olea europaea var. sylvestris is the source of this 2203-nucleotide messenger RNA. RefSeq names its product vegetative cell wall protein gp1-like. The coding region runs from base 1 to 1863 and encodes 620 amino acids. NCBI's taxonomy places the organism in Eukaryota, Viridiplantae, Streptophyta, Magnoliopsida, Lamiales, Oleaceae. The transcript is spliced from 5 exons. The record is from RefSeq and is a predicted model, not a curated record.
AUGAGGCUCAAACGGGACUAUAUUGGGAACACAAACCAUAUGAAUUGUCUUACCCUUACUAUUCUCCUCCACCACCAUCACCAUCACCAUCACCAUCACCCCCCUCUGCCAUGUAAUCCUACUCCACCGCCUCCAUGCAAUCCUCCUCCGCUGCCACCUCCACCUCCGCCAUCUGCAUGUCCACCACCUCCUCCUGUUGCUCCAUAUACACCCCCUUGUCAUGGCCAACAUUGUGGACAUCAUCAUCAUCCACCUAGUGCUUCACCACCAACACUACCUCCAUUCAGCCCUCCUCCUCCUCCGCCGCCGCCGCCGCCGCCGCCUUCUCCUUCUGUCACUCCAUAUUCACCCCCUUGUCAUGGCCAGCAUUGUGGACAUCAUCAUCAUCCACCUAAUGCUUCACCCCCAACAACGCCUCCAUGCAGCUCUCCUCCUCCGCCGCCGCCGCCUCCACCACCUCCUCCUGUUGCUUCAUAUUCACCCCCUUGUCAUGGCCAACAUUGUGGACAUCAUCAUCAUCCACCUAGUGCUACACCCCCAACACCGCCUCUAUUCAGCCCUCCUCCUCCUCCUCCUCCGCCGCCGCCGCCUCCACCACCUCCUCCUGUUGCUUCAUAUUCACCCCCUUGUCAUGGCCAACAUUGUGGACAUCAUCAUCAUCCACCUAGUGCUACACCCCCAACACCGCCUCUAUUCAGCCCUCCUCCUCCUCCGCCGCCGCCGCCGCCACCUCCACCUUCUUCUCCUGUUGCUCCUUAUUCACCUCCUUGUUAUGGCCACCAUUGUGGACAUCAUCAUCAUCCACCUAGUGCUUCACCCCCAACACAGCCUCCAGGCAGCUCUUCUCCUCCGCCGCCGCCACCUUCACCUCUUUCAUCCGCAAGCCCACCACCACCUCCUCCUGUUGCUCCACAUUCACCUCCUUGUCAUGGCCACCAUUUUGGACAUCAUCACCAUCCACCUAGUGCUUCACCCCCAACACAGCCUCCAAGCAGCUCUUCUCCUCCGCCGCCGCCACCUUCACCUCUUUCACCCGCAAGCCCACCACCACCUCCUCCUGUUGCUCCAUAUUCACCUCCUUGUCAUGGCCACCAUUGUGGACAUCCUCAUCAUCCACCUCCUACAUCCCCAACACCAACUCCGACACCCGCAUCGCCGCCUUAUCCACCGAAAACACCAUCCAAUGGCCCGGUUGUUCCGCCACCUAAACACUCAAAACCACCAAGAAACUCACCAAGUCCUGGUGGCCCAAUUGUUCCACCGCCUAAACAUUCAAAACCACCAAAAGGCUCAACAUCUCCUGGUGGCCCAGUUGUUCCGCCGCCUAAACAUUCAAAACCACCAUAUCCCUCACCAACUCCCGGCGGCCCAAUUCCACCAAAAACUCCUGCACCAACACCUGGUAAACCACAAACCCCAGCUUACCCACCAUAUUAUUCCCAUCCACCAAUUCCUACCAAGCCUGGUGGUCCAGUGUACCCACCAGGAGGUCCAGGAGUACCCUACACGCCGCCAAAUGGGGGGCCUAUAGCACCUUCACUAAACACCCCUUUUUCGCCGCCGUCAAACACUCUCGUUCCACCGCCUUCAGGUGGUGGCAACAACCACACAACCAUAAUUGCAGUGUGCGUUUCUCUUGGUGGUUUAUUCUUCCUUGCAUUCCUCGCAGUCGGUCUAUUUUGCUUAGCCAAGAAGAAGAAGAAGCCUAUUAUGGUUCCUGCGGCUGCAGCGGCUGCUUGUGAGGAACGUGAAGAUCCACAAAGACAUCACGGCGAAGAAGCUGCGGUGGCCCAUGCUCAUGGAGGUGGAGAGAUAAGUGGAGGAAUGCAUCCUUAUCGUCAUUCUUCAGGCUACAAUUAUUAGCAAGCCAAAAAAUCUGCACUCUUAUUUCCUUGUUAUUGUUGAGACCUUUGGUACGUUAGAUGGAAAAGACACAAACAAAACUCAGAAAAAAAAAAAAAAAAUUAAGAUUUCAUCUAAUGUCACGUACCAAUUGUGGUUUGUGUUAUCGUUGGGCUGUGUUUUAGAAAUGGAACUGAAAUUUCAUUUUCGUUUUCUUGAUUUUAUUUAUUUAUGUAGGAUGUUUAAUAAAGGAUUGGAGGGUACCAAAUGUCAAGCAAUUGUUUCAUUUUGGUCCCAAUGCAAGAUAAUUUUGUGUGCAGCUACGUUCAUUAUCAAAUAAAAAACCAUUGUUGCCUUUUAA